This is a messenger RNA of Dipodomys ordii (Ord's kangaroo rat), 1387 nucleotides long. It is a transcript of the gene Akap17a, whose product is annotated as A kinase (PRKA) anchor protein 17A. Bases 14 to 1387 code for a protein of 457 amino acids. The transcript is spliced from 4 exons. The record is from RefSeq and is a predicted model, not a curated record. Gene Ontology annotation, cellular component: nuclear speck; cytosol. NCBI's taxonomy places the organism in Eukaryota, Metazoa, Chordata, Mammalia, Rodentia, Heteromyidae. Gene Ontology annotation, molecular function: RNA binding; protein kinase A binding. Gene Ontology annotation, biological process: regulation of RNA splicing.
ACCGACAUCCAGCAUGGCGGCCGCCACCAUCGUGCACGACACCUCGGAGGCCGUGGAGCUGUGCGCGGCCCACGGCUUGUUCCUGAAGCCCAUCACCAAGAUGACCAUCAGCGUGGCCCUGCCGGCGCUGCGCCAGCCGGGCAAGUCCAUCUCCAACUGGGAGGUGAUGGAGCGCCUGAAGGCCAUGGUGGCCGCCCACCAGUUCUCCACCCUGCGCAUCGCCAAGAGCACCAUGGACUUCAUCCGCUUCGAGGGCGAGGUGGAGAAUCGCGCCCUGGUCCGCACCUUCCUGGCCCGGCUGGACGGCAAGACCAUCAAGCUCAGCGGCUUCGCCGACGCCCUCCGCGUCCGCGCCGCCGAGUUCAAGGCCGACUUCCCCAGCCGCCACGACUGGGAUUCCUUCUUCCGCGACGCCCGCGACAUGAACGAGACGCUCCCCGGCGAGCGCCCCGACACCGUCCACCUCGAGGGCCUCCCCUGUAAGUGGUUCGCGCCCGCCGGCUCCGAGCGGCCCAGCGAGGACGUCCUGGUGGCCGUCUUCGAGAGGUUCGGGGCCAUCCGCCACGUGGACAUCCCCAUGCUCGACCCCUACCGCGAGGAGAUGACCGGCCGCGCCUUCCACACCUUCUCCUUCGGCGGACACCUCAACUUCGAGGCCUACGUCCAGUACCGCGAGUACGCCGGCUUCCUGCGCGCCAUGGCCGCCCUGCGCGGUAUGAAGCUCAUGUUCAAGGGCGACGACGGCAAGGCCGUGGCCUGCAACAUCAAGCUGGCCCGGGCCAAGGCCGCCCGUCUGGCCGCCCGGGAGCGGGAGGAGGAGCGUCGCCGUAGCCGGUUGCAGGCCGAGCGUCGCCGGGUGCAGGAGGCCGAGCUGCGUCGGGUGGAGGAGGAGAAGCGUCGGGCGCUGGGGCUGCAGCGGAAGGAGCGGGCGCUGCGGGAGAGGCUGCUGGGGCUGCUGCUGGCCCAGGGCCCGGCCUCGUCCACGGCCGCCAUGUCGGCCUCCAACACCAUGUCGGCCUCCACCGUCCCGGCCUCCACCACCGUCCCGGCCUCCUCCACCCCCGAGGACGCCCUGCUGAGGCCCGUGCUGCGGCUCCUGCGCUCCGUCCAGGCCCUGGCCACCCCGUCCGACACGGACGUGGCCAGCAGGCCGAAACCCGACCCGGCCGGGGAUGCCGACGCGAUGGCCGGCGCCCCCGAGAACCAGCCUCCACCUCCACCUCCUCCUCGUGUGUCCACCACCGUCGAGACUCGCACCCAGGACCCGGAGGACGACAAGUGUAACCGCCGGCCGCUGGCCGCCGCCGCCGGCCGCUCGUCGUCGUCCUCCUCGACCAUGGCGAUGACAUCACAAGAUCAGGCCCACGGUGAUGACAUCAUGAGAUGA